Messenger RNA from Fusarium oxysporum Fo47, 1664 nucleotides. RefSeq lists its product as uncharacterized. Bases 201 to 1475 code for a protein of 424 amino acids. The transcript has a single exon. Lineage: Eukaryota; Fungi; Ascomycota; Sordariomycetes; Hypocreales; Nectriaceae. The record is from RefSeq and is a predicted model, not a curated record.
CUCUGAUCUUCAAUCAUAGCCUGUCACUCACGAGAUUAUUCUUCUGAUGGCUGAUCGUGAACUCCUCACCUUUUGCGAUCAUGUCUACUAAUUGACUCACACCCAAAUUAAUCAUCUGCUCUUCUGAAUCCUCUUACAUCUUCUGAAACAUUGCGACCUCGGCGCUUCCAUGUUGCGACGUCAUAUCCACUAUCUUCACAAUGGCAUUCCUCGAGGACCCCCGACUGCGCCAACGCUGGAACCAAAUUGCCCACGAUACCGAGACCAUAACCGAGAAUGCGGCAGCAGGAAUCUGGACCUUUCAACAUAAUUAUAUCAACCCAUGCUUUUCAUCCAUCGCGCACUCUAUUGAACAGUGUACGACAGUAUGUCUAGGUGACCCUGAGGAACGUCUACGAAAGCGCAGAGAACGAGAGCUGUCGCAUAGUAGAGCAGAGUACAGCUUCGACUUUUAUGAUGACUGGUAUGAGGAAGAGCAGAAUGGUCUGUUUGGCACAUGGGGUAAUGAAGACUGGGAUCGAUUGUUGGCUGGGACUGGCACUCAGCGAAGGCAUACUGGGGGAGAAACUGAACAACCGCGCAGGAAACGCGGUAUGAGCUAUGGAACCCGAGACCGAAGACGAAAACCAAGUAUGGAUGAUGACCCGACUGUAAUUCCUAGUACACAACCGAUCGGUUUCCUCAGCAAACUACCAUGGAAGAUGGGCGGUACUCUACGAUACAAACCUAGUGCGGCAGAUCUACAAGACCAUCCACGACGACAUGGCGAAGGAGAAAAUGAACCACUACUACAUUCUGACGAUGACGACUUUGACCUAACAGUGACUAGAAAGCGCAGCGGGACGACAGGGUCGGGCGAUACAUCAGAUUCUUAUCGAUCACGGGGCGAUUUAUUCCCAAGCGAUGGCGAAGGUGAAGAAGAUGCAAUCCCACUCGAUGAUGAGGUAACAUACGACAUGGUUAGAAAGGAUGAUCGAAGCGGAAGAAGUGGGAGAACAAGCAGUAAGGGUAAAAGACCAGCUAGUGGUUUGGCAGGGUCGAGAACAGUAUCGCGGACGACGUUGGGGUCAAUUUCUUCCAAGGACGACUACCGAAUGGAGCAGCGAUCAAAUUCGUUUUCUGUAACGCCAGAUGUUGAGGGACCGACUCUACAUGACCUGGAACAAGAAGAGCAUCUGCUACGAAAAGAACAAGACGAGGAUGUCGAGAGGAAGAAGCAAGCAGCAGCGCAACUCGCGGCAGAAAAAGGUCUCGCACCAAGAUCUGACCCCAAAUCAAUCUCCGAAUCAAAACCAGAGGUUGCAGAGGAUGAUGUGUAUCAAGCAUCGCCUUCAAAAGCCGCCUACCACCACGUCGAAGAAGUCGAAGACAAGCCCGCCACACAAGAUGAAGCGCCAAACAGUUCACAACCCGAUGGCACAAAAUCACCAGAGAAGACAGAUUUCGUUCCAGCGCGCUUACCGCAUUUCCAAUGACGAGGACUUUCGCUCUCUGUAAUACUACCUAAUGAUGGAUGAUAGCGAGUCACGGAUAUUUCAUGUAUGAUACCAACAUUGAGCCAAGUAUGGAAUUUGAGCCAACGAUGAAACGGGAAUGAGGCGGGAUAACUUCAUAGAUUCAGCGAAUAUAACAUGCACAAAUACAAUGCAUCACCGGUGUCGGCA